This is a messenger RNA of Nasonia vitripennis (jewel wasp), 1203 nucleotides long. RefSeq names its product odorant receptor 227 (gene Or227). Gene Ontology annotation, biological process: detection of chemical stimulus involved in sensory perception of smell; sensory perception of smell. The record is from RefSeq and is marked inferred. Gene Ontology annotation, cellular component: plasma membrane. Lineage: Eukaryota; Metazoa; Arthropoda; Insecta; Hymenoptera; Pteromalidae. The transcript is spliced from 5 exons. Gene Ontology annotation, molecular function: odorant binding; olfactory receptor activity. The coding region runs from base 1 to 1203 and encodes 400 amino acids.
AUGCCAACCGGAAUGGAUAGUCUUACCACUACAUUCCAGUCGAUCUCCUCGUCGCACUUGAUGUUCCUGCAGCUGUCUUUGUUCCUCCCACUGGAGAGCAAGAGCUUUUCUCAACGUUUAAUAAGCAAUUUGCUUCAGCUCUGGAACCACUUGAUGGUCAUCGUGUACAACGUGUCGUAUGCAGGCUACGGGAUAGGCAUGGCCCUACGUCGCGACAUAGAAAUCGACUACAUCUGCGAGCAGAUAGUCGUCGAGACUUUCAGUGCGCGAUACAUCUUGCUGUGCUUCAAGCGCGCGCAGCUUCGUCGUCUCAUCGAAUCCUGCAAGAGGCUUUGGGGCUACCUCGAAGUCGGGGAGGAUAUAGUCGUGCGUCAGUUCGAACGAAAGGGUCACUUCUUUCGACACUUCUUGAUACUGUCAUCGCUAAUGGCGGUGACUUCGUACGUCGUAACGGCACACUUCCUUAGGCUACCGCCGUUAGAGGCCAACGGCACCGAGAGGAAGAUGUUGCCGUUUAGGUUCUUCAUGGACGUUCAAGAAGGGCCGGCCUUCAACGCUAUGUACGCGUUACAGAUCAUUAACUCGUAUUAUCUGGUCUUCAUGUUCGCCAGCGUGGAAACGGUCUCGCUCUACCUGAUAAUGAUGGCUUGUGGAUAUCUGCGAUCGCUUCAGGACCGGCUGUUGAGUUUGAUCACGGAAAUGAACGAGGAUGACUUGAGCAAAAAUGGCGAGGCUACGUUUAACGUCGUCAUGGGAUGUGCGCAUUUUCAUCAGAAAAUCAUGAUCUUCUGCAAGGACGUGGAUCAAAUGACACGAACGCUUUUUUUAUUCGCCUGUUUCUGCCCUAUCUACAACAUGUCCAUCACGGGUAUUAAGCUUCUGGAGAGCGACGAGGACAAAUUCAAGUACGCCUCGUUAUUGUUCGUCAACCUGUUUCAAUUCUUCUCCUGCCAGUGGGCUCCGGAGUUCCUGAUCAUAGAAAGCGAAGCCAUCGCAACGGCCGCCUACUUUGCGAGCUUGCAGCCGUUCGCACCAAGUCACCGAGAGAAGAUCAAUCGGAUACUGUACUUCAUGAUGAUGAGAGCCCAGAAACCGAUUCAACUGACUGCCGGUGGGUUCAUCAAACUGUCCAUCGAAACUUUCGGUGCGAUGGUGAAAAGCGCGUUCUCUUUCUUUGCUGUCUUGCGAAGCUUCAGAACUUGA